This is a messenger RNA of Salarias fasciatus (jewelled blenny), 8181 nucleotides long. RefSeq names its product retinoic acid induced 1 (gene rai1). Gene Ontology annotation, biological process: regulation of transcription by RNA polymerase II; circadian regulation of gene expression. Gene Ontology annotation, cellular component: nucleus. The transcript has 4 exons. The coding region runs from base 78 to 6797 and encodes 2239 amino acids. Lineage: Eukaryota; Metazoa; Chordata; Actinopteri; Blenniiformes; Blenniidae. The record is from RefSeq and is a predicted model, not a curated record.
AACCCCCAACCCCCCUUCCCCCUUUCCUGUCUCACCUCACCUCCCCCUCCCUGCUCUGGCUACAGACGGAGAGAGUUAUGCAGUCCUUCCGUGAGCGCAGCGGUGGUUACCACAGCAACCAACCCUGCUACCAGCAGGAGCCCCAUGAAUUAUCCCGCCUGGAGACGUAUCGACAACACCCUCAUCAUCCCCACCCCCAGCACCCGCACCCAGGUCCAGGUCCACAUCCGGGCCCAGGCCCUGGGCACCCUAGGUCAAGUUAUGAAGCCCAUUCCCUGGCAAAUCCUACAAGCAUGCCCCCAGCUGGAGGACCAGGAAUUGGAGGAGGACCCAAGGACUGUUACAGCCAGCAAACUUAUCCUGGUUACCCUGGCAAUACUGGAGGAACUGGAGGUGGAAAUGGGGGCCCAGCAUCCUCACAGACAAAAAAAUCCUUCAGAGGGAACAAAGUGCCACCACCAAACCCCACUCAGCACCUGCAGGGUCCUGGGGGUUACAAUAACCACAUGGGCCCGGGUAAUUACUCUGCCCAGUAUGUGAGUGAAGGUCACCUUCAGCAGAAGUGGGAGGACCCAGCUCAAUUAGCACAGUAUGACCAGGACAUAGUGGGACGGUUGGAGGCUACUGGUACCCCUGCGCCAAGUUCUUCACAGUACAUUGACCACAACAUGCUGGGGCACUCCCAAACUCAAUGCCACCAGCCCUCAACCCCUGCCUAUACUAGUCCCCACCACCAGUCCCAUCCCAACCCUGCACCCUCACCUCUUAUGUACCCCCAGAGUCAUCUGCACUACCCGCAGCACUCUCCCUCUCCAGCACCAUAUAUGGAAAAGUGCAGCCCGAUGCCUCAUUGUUAUAAAGGUUACAACAUACCACCAAAUUCCCAGUAUGGCAGACAGAUGAGCAGCCACAGCAGUCUGAAACAGGCAGGUUACAGGUCAACCCCAAACAGUUAUGGCUACCAGCAGCCUUCUUCUCGAGGCUAUGAGCCGCAGCCUCCUUUACAGGGUAUGACCAACCCCCAGGAACCUCACUCUAAAUACCAACACUACAGCCAACCUCAACAAAACUACUGUCUCUCAGAUCUGCCUGUGAGAUCACCAGAACAGUAUUAUCAAACUUGCAGUCCAUCCUCAAGCCACUCCCCAGCACGCUCUGUGGGGCGCUCCCCGUCAUACAGUUCCACCCCUUCGCCACUUAUGACAAAUCCAGAGUCCUUCCAGUAUGGCCAACCACCUAUGACCCCUGGGGCAGCUUCCUCUUCCUCAUCCUCUUCAACUGGCAUGCAGGAACAAGCCAACACCAACACUAUGUUGAUGCCCCCUCGCUCACACCCUUCACCCAGUGUAUCACAUGCAGUCUCCCACAGCUACACUACUACACAGCAGGUCCCCACUAUGAAAGAACGCUUCUCAGAAAAGCUAUUAUCAAACCCUAGCUUGUGGAGUUUAAAUGCCCUCACCUCUCAGGUGGAGAAUAUCUCCAAUAAUGUCCAGCAACUGCUACUCUCAGAAGCCCUGGUUGCGAAUAAGAAAGGGAGUAAGCGCAACAGCGGUGGGAGCAACAGCAGUGCCGGAAGUGGAGCAUCAUCGAAAAAGGGCGAAGAAUACAAAAGUCCUCCAUAUACAGAGGGGAGUGGCAAUGUUCCAGCAGGCCCCAUACAGGACCCUUACUCUACUCCACAACACCAGCAGUUGCCCAUGGAACUUCACGAGGGGGGCUACUCCAGUAGCAGCGAUGAACCACUAGACAGGGGCUACUACUACUUUGGCCAAGGCAGAAGUCCAGCCCAGGCCCUGAACAACACACAACUGAGCCUGGACACAGCUUCUUCAUGCUCCAUGGCAUCUCCAGAUGACAUGUCUACCAGGUCUGGUGACUCCGGUCUGCACAACCUUACACCAGAACCGAGUAGAUGUCAGUCAGGACAGGGAGGAGAUGGCAUGAGUACUCCAGUGAAGAGCAUUGGUGAUGAGAGGUCACCAACAAGUAUUACAAUACCCAGUCCUAUGAAACAAGAAAGAGACUCUCCCGCAGACAUACAGCAUAUCAAUGAGCCUGUCAAAGAGAAUUUUGAGGAAUCAGCCUGGACAGAGAAACCAACUGAUAAAGAGGAAGUGACAACACAACAAACUCCUGAUCAUGAGACGGAUUUAGACACAACUAAAUCUGCAGAAGACAUAGAAAAAUGGUCAGAUGAAGACAAAACCCCAGUUGUUUUCAGUAAAGUAAACAUAGAGAUGAGUGAAAAAAACUAUUGUUAUGAGGAGACAGCUUUCCAAGGGGACCAGGAUAAAUAUGAUCCUGAUGUAGGAGAUUUAGUGGAGCAGUCCCCGGCGGCUCUUUCUGAUUCCAGCCACAAAGACAAUUUUGGCCAAGAGAUGAAAUCAGAGGCAUUUAAAUCAGAGUCUCCCACUGCAUCUGAGAGCUCAGCUAAAACAUUGCCUUUUAUUACAAGGGGUGACAUCGAACAUGAUCAGUAUUCCACAGAGAAAGAGGACAGUUCAGAGGACACCUCUCCAACCCCCCAAGUUGAGGGUUUGGAAGACAGCAACACUAAUAAAAGAGAGAGCAGUGAUCAGGGGAAUGACGAAGUGGAAGAGGAUGAAGGAGGAGAAGAGGAGGGAGGAGAUGAUGAGCCUAAUGAAGAGGAAAAAGAAGAAAUACAGAAACAAGAACAAUCUCUUUCUCCACCGUCAUCUUCAGAAGCUAGGGAGGAUCUGGAUGAGGGGGAUGAACUCAGCCACUCAUCAACUGAGGAACACAUGAAUAAUACAAGUGGGCCACAGAAAUCUUCUGGAGAACUUAGUAGCAGGACAGACUGUCAGGGUCCCGAGGUCCAUGCUGACAAUGAGUUUGCUGGAGCACCUGCUCAUCCGAAUGCAGCAGCUGCAACCACAGCAGCAGAUGCUUCUGCAAGAGAGUCAGCCAUUGGCGACACCGCCCCCCAACCUCAGUCGGCCAUGCCAGUGUUUUCCGCUCUCAAUGACAAAACAACACCUCCAGCUCAAACCAGGGAUCAUAUUGACCACAGUGAUGCUAAAGUACUGGAGCCAGACUCUCCUCAGCUGCCUGGAAAGUCAAUACUUCCCUCAGCGCCCUCCUGGGCUGACACUCCACCCUCGCCCAAAAAAGGGGAUGAGGACAUGGAACCAGGUAUCAGCUGUGCCAGUGCCGUGACCCCAUUGGCUAAGCCAGAGCCUGUGGCCCCAUCUGCUCAACCAAGGGCAUUUGGGCGUAAGCAUGCUAGGGGUAGAAGGAGAAUCAUGCAUUCAGGUGUGGGAAUCAGACGGGAGCUAAGCUUAGAAGGAGAGGGGAUGAAGGAAGAGGAGGGAGACCACACACCAACAAAGAAACCAAGUAUGCCUCCAAGCAAAACUGUGUUGUUUUCAGAGCAAACAGACCUUGCUCAUCAGGAAUCUAUUGUGAGCCAGACUCCUAAAAUGCUAACUGAUGGCUUUCGCUCAAGAAUGUGCACUCGUUCAUUUAAUGCUCCAGAUCUGCCACCCAAAGUUGAACCUCAUGUGAAAAGAAAACCAGGCCCAAAACCAGGUUCAAGACCUGGCCCCAAACCAAGCCCCAAACCUGGGCAAAAACCAGGAGCGAAACCAGGUCCAAAACCUGGACCCAAACCUAGCUUGAAGCCUGGACCAAAACCUGGACCUAAACCCGGGCCCAAACCAGGACCUAAACCAGCACCAAAACCUGUGCCAAAUGAACCAGAGCUACCGAAAAUUGAGACUCCUGCAAAGCGAAAACCAGGACCGAAACCUGCAUCAAAACCUGUCACGAAACCUAUAGCAAAACCAGUACCAAAACCAGUUCCUCUGAAGUCAGCUCCAAAGCCAGGUCCAAAGUCUGGACUCAAGCCUGCUCCCAAGCCUGAAGAUGUUUUGCCCACCCUUGACACUGCACCUGUCAAAGCCCCGGUGGGUCGCCCCAAAGGCUCGGUUUCAAAAGCAAAGGCAGUGCAACAGGAAGAAACAGUGCAACCUUUAACAGGAUUGCAAAGUAGGAGCAGAAAAAGCCUAAAAAUGACUAUAUCACAAGUCAGUCAGGACACAAAAACAAUACAGAAAGAAAAACAAGCACACCAUGAGGCAAAGGCACCAGAGAAGGAGAGCAACAAUAUGGUCUUGAGAUCAAGAAAGCCCUCACAAGAUAAAAUGUCGAAAGAAAAAGAAAAAAUCUUAGGUGAAGAUAUUAUAGCACAUACAUUGCCAGAAAUUAAAUCCAGCAAUGGUUCAAUAAAGGAAGAAGACCUCAAAGUUGUAGAGCAAAAACAAACUCCUAUCAUCAAUACUGGUAAAAAGACAAAUGUUUCAGGAGUCCCACCUGAAUCACCUACACCACCUGUCAUAACUGAGAAAUCAGAUGAAAAGACACCUCUUCCAGUAAAAAGAAAACCUAGCCCAGAUAUUUCUGCAACACCCAUAAAGAAAAAGAGGGGUCCAAAGCCCAAACCGAAACCAACUCAAUCUUCUGUGCCCGAUGAAGCAGUUCCUACAGCCAAGGAGAAAAAUGUCAGAGGUCCAAAAAGAAAGCGAGGGCCACCGAAAAAAGCUGCUGUGGUACCUACUCUAACCAAAGAUGCUCCUUCCAACAUCAGUGGUCCAGACAUCACCAGUGAGGUUCCACUCAUACCUCCGCAAUGCCCAACGAAAACAAAGGUUUUACCACCACGCAAAGGUAGAGGGCAGAAAUAUGAGGCCAUGGUGCAGAAGAUUACAUCUCCCAGUUCUAAGAAACACCCCCCAGUUCCUCAGCUAGAGAGCAGUCUAACUGAUGACGUGACAACCAAGGCAUUGUCUGAGCAAGUCCUAAAGGAAGGUGAGACAGCUAUGCUCAUAAAUAACACUGAAAUAACCGAGUCUGGACAAGAUCGCAUAAAACAGUACGAGGAAGUGGAGCAAAAAGAGCUGUUGACAGAAGAAAAGGAAAAGCAUGAAGAAAGUCAAGAGGCAUCACCACCCGAGGUGGUGACACAUGGAGUGGAAGCAGAGGUUGUAAAUAAGAAUAAGGCAAGACAAGAAAAUGUCAAACCGGAAAUGGAGCAGGAUGCUAUUUCUGAGAGGGCCUUGGGUUCAGCGGAGGACCCAGUGGCAGCCAGAGCUCCAAGUGACUGGACACAACAAACCUCAGAAGGUGAAUCUGUUGGCGCCGCAAAGUCUGCCAGAACUAAGAGAAAGAGAUGGGCCAUGGUGGAGAGCACAGAUGCGUCAGUCUUGGCCUUAGAAACAGGAAGCUUAAUAGUAACAACACCAAGGUUAGCCAAGCAGAGGGCCAUUAAAAACAACCAUGAGAUGCAUCUAAAACAGAGGAGGAAAAAGAGAAAAGGUCAAGCUCCUUCAGAAGAAACUGAGCCAGUUGAAGAGACAAAACCUGAACUUGAGGAACUACAGGCAAGCAUAGAGGAGAAAAUGAGCCCCAAAGAGUCAAUAGAACCAGUCCCCAUCAGUACAGAAGAGAGCACAGAAGCAGCACCACAGGUGACAAGUUCAGAAGUCAUUCAAAAACCUCGGAGAGGCAGAAAACCAUCUGCAAGUCCAUCCAAAAGAAAAAGAGGCAAAACCUCACCAGAACAAACUCCUGGAAAACCAGUGAAAGUUUAUAAAAAGCCUGGGCCAAAACCUGGAAUGAAAGAUGCUAUUGAGGUCAUAGAGGCAGUAGUGCGAGCGGCAGGAUGUGAACAAGACGAAAAAGAGGAAAGAGAAAAAGAAGCGAAGGGAAAAAAAGAACAAGACCCCACAGAAAUACAGGAGACCAGUGUGGUGGGCCCUGUGGUAACAGUAACAGAACAACGGACUGAGAUUAUUUCUGUUAAAAGAAUCAGGCGCAGGCCUGUCCAUCAAAACUCUAAACUGUCGUUUUGUCCCUAUGUACGUAUUAACAACUCAAGAGACUUUUCAUCAUGGUGUGCCAUAGUCAACAAGCCUGAGGAUGCUGUAAUAUUUCAGAGAAGAAGAAAAAAAGGCAUACUGAGAAUGAGGAAUCCUUUCACUGUUGCAAAAGUAGUGCCACACACCGCUGCCAUGCUACAGGGACCUACGGUAAAUAAAGACCUAUUUGGAAGGUGUCUUACAUGUAGUCUUUGUGGAAAGCCAGCAAACUAUCGAGACCUUGGGGAUUUAUGUGGACCCUACUACACAGAGGAUGGAGUUCCAAGAAAGAUUUUGACGUCAGUCAGACACACUGAACCUUUAAGAGUGGAAUCAGAUAAAAAUGAUGACAACAAGAGCAACAAUGAAGACCGAGACAACUCUCCAAACAAAGAGGGCGAAGGCAGCGAGGAAAAGGUGGAAAAUGCCGAAACAUCAAAUGAAGAAGGCAGUAGUGGCAGGCACCAUCACUGCCGGUACCGCCGCGCAGAAAGAACAGAGAGAUUGGGUCGACAGGGUGGUCCACGAAGAUUAACACUAAGAGAGAGGUUCAGGAGGAUGAGGCAGCUUCAGGCCCAGCGCAGUAGCACAGAGGCGGCGGGGGACCCAGAGGGCAAUGACAGCGUUUUCCAAAGGCUGCAAAUGGAAGCAGAGGCUAAGGAGCACUGGGCCCAUGAAAACUGUGCCAUCUGGACCAAGGGAAUAAUUAUGGUAGCUGGGAGGCUAUACGGACUGAAGGAAGCUGCCAAGAACUCAGCCCAAUCGAGCUGCUACAAGUGCCAGAUUGUGGGGGCGUCCCUCAGCUGCUGUUGGAGAGGCUGCUCUCAUAAAUACCACUAUGUCUGCGCCAAAGAGAUAGGCUGCACAUUCCAUGAAGAUGACUUCUCCAUCAAAUGUCCAAAACAUGAGGACCUGUAAGAUAUUCCUGUGUACCACCUUCACCACCAACACGACCUCUUCACCAAGCACCUCCUAUCCAGCCAAGACAGACGCCGUCCGCGCAGCCGCCUGUACCUAAAGACAUGGUGAGGACUGAUGACGGACAGGCACAUCAGCCCGUGGGGCAGAAGAGGGGGAGGGGUAAAAAAAAAAAAAGGCUGUAAUGAGGUAGAGCUGGGAGCAAUACGAACCCCGGAGAGAAGCUCUGCAGAGAUUCGCUGCUCCCUGAACCCAGCCGAGAAAUGUGUUUUCUCAUCCGAGCCCGUUUCUGCGAGGCAGAAGGCAGCGACAGAGUUUAACAGGUGGACAGGCUGCGAUUCUUCGACUGUGUGCCUAGAGCCUGGUGCACAUGGGAACUGUUUGAAAUGCGUGUGCUCUGCCUUCAGAUGGGUUGCUAUCAUAUUCAGACACCUGGCGGACACUGAUUGGACAGGAACAUCCCUCUGGCCACCUUGACUGUGGGCCAAAAGGUGCACACAUGAGCGCGUGUGCCAGUGUGUGUGUGCGUGUGUGUGCGUUUGAGUGCAAUAUCCAUAGCAUUAUCGUUCCACAACCGCAUCACCAGUGCGUUUCUGCAUAUAUGUGCCUGUGUGAAUGUGAAACCGUGCAUCUCCACCUCAAGGUGCGUACGUCGAAAAAAAAAAAGGAAGGGGAAAAAAAAAAGUUACAGCCAACCACUGGAUGUACUAUCCCAAUGUGUGUGUUUGUGUUUUAAAAGAAGAGACGACAUGAAACAGCUAAGGAAACUGUACAUGAUGACGUGCUUUACAGGUUCUCCAUAUUCUCAUAAUGAAGAGUACAGAAAAACAUGGACGCAGUAUUUUAUUAUGAUGCUCUUAUCUUCUGAGAUGUAUUUUGAUGUGCAUUAUGACUUAACAUCAUUGCGUCACCCUUGGUAUAUGUCAGGCUUUGUGUUCUCCAGAAAUUAAAAAAAAAAUAUAUCUAUAAAUAUAUGAAAACAAAAAAAAAAAAAAGGAAAAAAAAGAAGAGAACUCCGUUCAGGAGUCCGAUUCAACCGUGUGCACACUUAACAUGUACAGUAGAUGCCACCAUCAUCACUGGACAGGUCGCUGAUGAGGGCUCGAACACAAGUCAGGUCAUCCCACGUCAUAUCGAUGUACAGCUCAGAAGUAUUAACUGUUAAAAACACUUCGAUGACGUAUGAUUAUUUCACAUGCCAUAGCCACGCAGAGAGACAUGCAUUCAACUCAGAUCCCAUAACCCACCUGUCUGUUUGUGUAUCUAAAAUGUAGCCUCUUUUCACUCUGCCAUGCUAUAUUACAAUGCCCCGUGCAGGGCGUCAGAUAAAGUACUGGUCAUAUCAAAAAGGAGACAUAUUUAAGUAUUAGAGAGCAUUAAAAAA